GAAAGGUCUUUGUUUUCAUGUUUGAACAGUGACCCUGAGUCACAUCCGUUAAAUGUGAAAUUGGAUAGAUUUUCUCGCCGUCAAAUGUCAGUUUUUGGCUCCGACAUCGUCGCUCUGUUUCUUUCAGGUUCCGCCAUGAACUGAAGGGCGAUCAACGGAAACAACUCAAGGCAAGAGAGGGUCAUUGUGUUUGGCGAAGACAAGACAUGGGUUUGGAAGAGGCUGGGGAUUUGGUCCUUCACAUCAUCUUGUCUGAAUUGGGUCCCGAGGGCUCCGCUAGAGUGUCCUGUGUGAGCAAGCGCCUUAGGGUUUUUGCCUCCGAAGAUUCCCUCUGGUCACUCUUCUGCUUUCGCGACCUCAAUCUCUCCACGCCUCUCGAUCCCCAUGGAAACCUUUCUCCUUCCUUCAAGGCGGCAUAUCUAUCAUGGAGGGAGGCUUUCGGGAUGUACCCUUGGACUCUGGUUAAACGGGUUAACCGUUGUUGGGGCAAUCUCAAAAGCUGGUUGAGUAUAAACUUCCCCGAAGCAGAGGCUACAUUGAAAAAGGGCGCCACAGAAGCCGAUAUUCAUGAGUUGGAGAGUGCUCUGAAAGUGAAACUCCCGCUUCCGACAAGGGUUCUCUACCGUUUCUUCAACGGCCAAGAGUUCAGCUGCCAGUCUCUGGGUCUUAUAGGUGGCUAUUCGCUUUAUUCUCACGUGGUUAAUGUCUCCUUGCUGCCUCUUGGGGGCGUGAUUAAAGAAACGAAGGAAAUCAUCCGCCAGCUUGGUUUCUCGAGGAGAUCGAAGUAUAUAGUUGUGGCGGUAUCAUCCACAUUCAAUUUCAAAGUCUUUUUCCUCAACUGCGCUAAUGGGCAGCUUUAUGUCGGGACGAGGAAUUUAGUGACGGAAGGGGAAAUGCUUCCAUGUGUGCCCGAUUCUCUGAUAAGGUCGGUCCACGAUGUUAGUGGCGAACAGCAACAGGAUGGGAUGCUGCUUUGGUUGGAAGAACAUGUCCGCCGAUUACAAAAUGGCACCAUAAAAAUCCGUGAACAGGAAAACACCAAAACUAUCAGUUUGUUCCCGGAGAUUCCUCCCUUGUGUUCUGUUGCUGCGACAAACGGUGUGCAGGUCCGUGCAUCAUCGGUUUUUAUUCCCGAGGUAGCUGAUCUGCAAAGCGAAACGCAGAAAUACUGGUACGCGUAUACAAUCCGCAUGUCUCUCCUGCCGGAAGGCUGCAUCUUAAACGGGAUACACCAUAGUUCAUGCCAACUGCAUAUGAGACAUUGGCUUAUCCGUGCCAAUAAUGCUAUAAUAGAUGAUGUCAAUGGAGAAGCUGUCAUAGGAAUGUACCCUUUCCUUCGAGCCGGAUCAGAGGAAUUCGUGUACGAGAGUUGCUCCAGCCUUCCUGCUGCUUCUGGUUCGAUUGAAGGCUCUUUUACAUUUGUGCCCGGAAGUCUGACAGAUCCAAAAGGCGGUCCAUUCGAAGCGAAGGUGGCGGAGUUUCCCCUCCAGCUGCCGGAUUACAUUUUCUAGCAUAAUCUUGGGUCAUGAUCCUCAUCGUCAUCGUCCGUACUGUGUGGCUGUGUGCUUAAACAAGGCCAACAAUGGCGGUUUGCGAGUACGUUUGUUUAUGAUUCUGCAGUUCUUGUGGUCGACUCGUAAUUCUUACUACAAUAAGAUAAAUCGAAGUUACAUUUCGAAUA
Tarenaya hassleriana is the source of this 1681-nucleotide messenger RNA. RefSeq names its product F-box protein SKIP16. NCBI's taxonomy places the organism in Eukaryota, Viridiplantae, Streptophyta, Magnoliopsida, Brassicales, Cleomaceae. Gene Ontology annotation, molecular function: protein binding. The transcript is spliced from 5 exons. The coding region runs from base 207 to 1511 and encodes 434 amino acids. The record is from RefSeq and is a predicted model, not a curated record.